CAGAGUGAGUUCAGCUCUGUAAUGUUCUAAAGGCUGCAGUGGGAGAAGAUACUCUACUGAAAUGGAGAUGGAGUGUCUGUGUUGGUGGUCAGUGAUGUUUUUCUUGUAGAUCUGCUGUAAAUGAACACAGAUGAAGAUGGACUUGGACUUUCUCACUGAAGACGUCUAGACUAACCUCAGAAAAGAGAGCAGCAUCUCCAGCGUCCGGCUGUGUGUGGAGAGUAAAACCUCAGUGAUGGAGCUUCAUCACUCCAGCAGUGGAGGAAGAACCUCUGACUCAAAAGUGAAGCGUGCAGGACCUCCAGAACCCAGCUGUGUGUCUGAGAAGAGGUACCGGUCCAUGGAGAACCCUCCUGAUUUCAGCAGAGGAGGAGGAGAACCCAGCUGUGUGUCUAUGAAGAGUGACCAGUCCAUGGAGAACCCUCCUGAUUUCAGCAGAGGAGGAGGAGAACCCAGCUGUGUGUCUAUGAAGAGUGACCAGUCCAUGGAGAACCCUCCUGAUUUCAGCAGAGGAGGAGAACCCAGCUGUGUGUCUAUGAAGAGUGACCAGUCCAUGGAGAACCCUCCUGAUUUCAGCAAAGGAGGAGAACCCAGCUGUGUGUCUAUGAAGAGUGACCAGUCCAUGGAGAACCCUCCUGUAUUCAGCAGAGGAGGAGGAGAACCCAGCUGUGUGUCUGUGAAGAGUGACCGGUCCAUGGAGAACCCUCCUGUAUUCAGCAGAGAAGGAGGAGAAUCCAGCUGUGUGUCUAUGAAGAGUGACCGGUCCAUGAUGUUUCCAGCACAGUCCAGUGGAGGGAGAGGAUCCUCUGACUCAGGGCAGCACUCCACACAAACACCACUGCAGAUAAACACUCUGGCAGAUAUUCACCAGCCAGUGGAUGAUGUUCUACACAGAGUCUUAGAGAGACACAAAACCAGCAUGAAGAACAAGUACGAGAGCUUAUUUGAGGGAAUCAGAACAGAAGAGAAUAAAACCCUCCUGAACAGGAUUUACACACAGCUCUACAUCAUAGAGGGAGAGAGUGAAGGAGUGAAUGAAGAACAUGAGGUUCUACAGAUGGAGAAAACAUCCAGGAGACGCUUACAAGACUCUCCAAUCAACUGCUUAGACAUCUUUAAACCUCUACAAGGUCCUGAAGGAGAAACACGAGAAGAGAUCAUUAGAGCUGUGAAGGCUGACAGACUCAGACACAGAGAAAGAGAAGAUCACAGACCAGAAGAGCCAGAGCUCAGAGCUGUUCUGACUAAAGGCAUCGCUGGAAUUGGAAAAACUGUCUCUGUGCAGAAGUUCAUUCUGGACUGGGCUGAAGGAAAAGCCAAUCAGGAUGUAGAGCUCAUGUUUGUGCUUCCGUUCCGGGAGCUGAACCUGAUUAAAGAUGAUCAAUACAGUCUUCAUGGACUUCUGUGUGACUUCCAUCCUGAGCUCAAAGAUCUGGACCCAGAGAUUUAUGAUCAGAUCAAAGCUGUGUUUAUAUUUGAUGGUCUGGAUGAAAGCAGAAUUCCACUGAACUUUGAACAGUGUGAGGAAGUAUCUUACAUCACCAUGACAUCAUCAGUGGGUGUGUUGAUGACGAACCUCAUCAAAGGAGAGCUGCUUCCCUCUUCUCUGAUCUGGAUCACCUCCCGACCAGCAGCAGCCAAUCAGAUCCCUCCUAAAUACAUCAAGUGUGUGACAGAGAUUCAGGGAUUCAGUGACCCACAGAAGGAGGAGUACUUCAGGAAGAGGAUCAGUGAUGAAGACCAAGCCCAGAGAAUCAUCUCCCACAUUAAGACAGUGAGGAGCCUCCACAUCAUGUGCCACAUUCCAGUCUUCUGCUGGAUCUCAGCCUCUGUUCUUCAGCACAUCAUGAAACAGCCUCAUACAGAAAUCCCUAAAACUCUGACUGAAAUGUACUCACACUUCCUGAUCACUCAGACCAACAUGAAGAACGAGAAAUAUGAGGAGGAAGACGAGAGAGACCCAAAGAACCUGCUGGAGUCCAACAGAACCGUUCUUCUGAAACUGGCUGAACUGGCUUUCAAACAGCUGAUGAAGGGCAAUGUGAUGUUCUAUGAAGAGGACCUGAGAGAGAACAGCAUUGAUGUCACUGAGGCCUCAGUGUAUUCUGGGAUUUUCACUGAGAUCUUUAGGGAGGAAUGUGUGCUUCACCAGAGGAAGGUCUACUGCUUUGUUCAUCUGAGCUUUCAGGAGUUCCUGGCUGCUGUUUAUGUGAUUCACUGCUAUGAGAGCAAAAACAUGAAGACACUGCAGAUAUUUAAACCACUAAACAGAGAGAGGUCUGAGGAUGUUCCUCUGGAUGAGCUGCUGAUGGGAGCAGUGGAUAAAGCUAUAGAGAGUCAGAAUGGAUACCUGGAUCUUUUCCUCCGUUUCCUGCUGGGCGUCUCACUGGAGUCCAAUCAGAGACUCCUACAGGGUCUACUGACCCCAACACAGAGGAGCUUAUGGAGAACCAGAGAGCACAUAAAGAGUUUAAUCAAAGGAGAAAAUAAACAACCUCCCAUCUCCACUGAGAGAUCCAUCAAUCUGUUCCUCUGUCUGUCUGAAAUGAAUGACCAGUCUCUCUCCAGAGAGAUUCAGGAGUAUCUAAACUCAGAGAGACACUCAGAGGAGAAACUCUCUCCUGGACAGUGUUCAGCACUAGCCUAUGUGCUCCUGACCUCAGAGGAGGUUCUGGAUGAGCUGGACCUGAAGAAAUACAACACAUCAGAGGAGGGUUAUAGGAGACUGAUCCCAGCUCUGACUGUCUGCAGGAAAGCUCGACUAGCUGGGUGUAGUCUCACCACAAAUUCCAGUGAGAAUCUAUCAUCAGCUCUACAAUCUGUAAACUCGUCUCUGAAAGAGCUAGACCUGAGUAACAUUGACCUUCAGGAUUCAGGAGUGGAGCUGCUCUCUGCUGGACUGAAGCACUCGCACUGUAAACUGGAGACACUCAGACUAGCAGGGUGUGGUCUCACCACAAAUUCCGGUGAGAAUCUAUCAUCAGCUCUACAAUCUGUAAACUCGUCUCUGAAAGAGCUAGACCUGAGUAACAAUGACCUUCAGGAUUCAGGAGUGAAGCUGCUCUCUGCUGGACUGAAAAGCUCACACUGUAAACUGGAGAUACUCAGAUUGUCUGGCUGUAUGGUUACAGAUGAAAGCUGUUCUUCUCUGGCUUCAGCUCUGAAAUCAAACCCCUCCCACCUGAGAGACCUGGAUCUGACCUAUAAUCACCCAGGAGAGUCUGGAGUGAAGCUGCUGUCUGAUCUACUGGAGGAUCCACACUGUAAACUGGAGAAACUACAGGUGGAUCAUGGAGGGAAGAUCAGGAUGAAACCAGGACUGAAGAAAUAUGCUGUUCAUCUCACUCUGGAUCCAAACACAGUGAACAGUCGUCUCUCUCUGUCUGAGAGGAACAGAAAGGUGGAGGAUGUGGGAGAACUUCAGCCGUAUCCAGAUCAUCCAGACAGAUUUGAUUACUGUCCUCAGGUUCUGAGUGUGGAGAGUCUGACUGGACGCUGUUACUGGGAGGUUCAGUGGAGCGGAGAGGUUUAUAUAUCAGUAUCAUACAGAGGAAUCAGGAGGAAAGGACUCAGUGAUGACUCUGGGUUUGGAUACAAUAAACACUCCUGGAGUCUGAACUGCUCUAAUAACAGAUACUCUGUCUAUCACAAUAAACAGAGAACUGAUCUACCUGCCCCCUCCUCCCCCUCUAAGAGAGUAGGAGUGUAUCUGGACUGGGGGUCCGGCACUCUGUCCUUCUACACCAUCUCCCCUAACACACACACACUGACCCACCUACACACACUCACCACCACAUUCACUGAACCACUCUACGCUGGAUUCUGGGUUUAUGACUCAGUGGAUCUGUGUGACACAGAAUAACCUCUACAGAGGACCAGCCUGUAAUACACACAAUCAGACCAAACCACAUCAUAACACUCCAAAAACAGAACUACAUCACCCAUUGGAACACAGACACACACAGACACACACACAGAGCACAAUGCAGUGCUCUCUGGCCCUAAAACGUCAGUACACUGUAGCGGGGAACCUGAACACAGUGACUGACACUAAACACAGAACCACGCUGACAAAGUACAGACUCAGUGACCACAGCCUGGCCGUGCAGACCGGCCACUAUAAGGACACGGUACAGACUCAGUGGCCACAGCCUGGCCGUGCAGACCGGCCACUAU
Molecule: messenger RNA, 4176 nt
Organism: Colossoma macropomum (tambaqui)
Lineage: Eukaryota; Metazoa; Chordata; Actinopteri; Characiformes; Serrasalmidae
Product: NACHT, LRR and PYD domains-containing protein 12-like
Exons: 9
Coding region: 236-3862 (1208 amino acids)
Molecular function (GO): protein binding
Source: RefSeq, a predicted model, not a curated record